AAUAUCCUCUUUUGUUUAUGGCUUCUAAGAAGAACAGUUGGUUUUCAGAGGAGCCAGGUGUGGAGGAAAGGCAAGCUGUGAGCAGAGGCAACUGAGAACUUGUCCACUGAUUGCAGAGCCCCUGCCAGGUUUCCAUGGCAUCUGAGUCUACUAUGAAGACCCCCAUUUGUUUAGUGGAAAACAGAAAUGAGCAGCUGGUGGUGAAUUCAAAAGCCUUAAGGAUUCUUCACAAGACAUGUCAACCUGUGGUGGUGGUGGCCAUUGUAGGGAUAUUUCGUACUGGGAAAUCCUACCUGAUGAAUCAUCUUGCAGGACAGAAUCAUGGCUUCCCUCUGGACUCCACAGUGAGGGCUGUACAUAAGGGCAUCUGGAUGUGGUGUGUGCCCCACCCCACCAAACCAGACCACACCCUGGUCCUCCUGGACACUGAGGGCCUGGGUGAUGUGGAAAAGGGUGACCCUAAGAAUGACUCCUGGACCUUUGCCCUGGCUGUACUUCUCAGCAGCACCCUUGUCUACAACAGCAUGGGUACCAUCGACCACCAGGCCCUGGAGCAGUUACACUAUGUGACUGAACUCACACAACUAAUCAGGGCAAAAUCUGACUCCACAUCGGAUGAAGUAGAGGAUUCCACUGAGUUUGUAAGUUUCUUUCCAGACUUUGUUUGGACUGUGCGAGAUUUCACGCUGGAACUGAAGUUGAAUGGACACCCCCUCACAGAAGAUGAGUACCUGGAGAAUGCCUUGAAGCUAAUUUCAGGAGAGAAUCAGAAAAUCCAAAAUUCCAACAUGUCUAGAGAGUGUAUCAGAUAUUUCUUUCCAAAACGAAAGUGCUUUGUCUUUGACCGACCUACGAAUGACAGAAACCACUUAUCCCAUAUUGAUGAAGUUCCACAAAACCAACUGAAAAGGACUUUUGUAGAGCAAUCAAAAAACUUCUGUACCUAUGUCUACACCAAUGCCAAAACCAAGACCCUGAGAGGGGGAAUCCUUGUCACUGGAAAUCGGUUGGGGACUCUGGUGGAAACCUAUGUAAACGCCAUCAACAAAGGAACCAUUCUUUGUUUGGAGGAUGCAGUGACCACUCUGGCCCAGUGUGAGAACUCGGCAGCCAUGCAGAAGGCAACCCACCACUACAGUGAGCAGAUGGCCCAGCGGGUGGAGUUCCCCACAGACACACUCCAGGAGCUGCUGGAGGUGCACGCAGCCUGUGAGAGGGAAGCCAUCGCAGUCUUCAUGGAGCACUCCUUCAAGGACGAUGAGCAUGAGUUCCAGAAGAAGCUUGUUGACACUAUAGAGAGAAAGAAGGAAGCUCUCUUGCUGCAGAAUGAAGAGGACUCUAAAGAAUACUACCAGUAUCACCUGAAUCUGCUUUUAGAGCCUAUAAUGCUAAGUGAAUCAAGAGGAGCAUUCUCUGUUCCUGGAGGCCAUAGUUCCUACUUACAUGCAAGGAAGAUGGUGGAAGAGUGCUACAACCGAAAGUAUGGGAAAGGAGUGAAGGCAAAGGAGGUCCUUCAGAGCUUUCUGAAGUCACAGUCUGACUUAGAAAUAUCCAUUCUGCAGUCAGACAAAGCACUCAUUGAUGGAAUAAAGGCCAUAGCAGCUGAGAGAGCCAAGAAGGAGGCAGCCGAGAAGGAACAGGAGCUGCUAAGACAGCAGCAGAAAGAGCAGCAAGAAAGGAUGGAGGCCCAAAAGAGAAGCUUCCAGGAAAACAUUGUGCAGCUUAAGGAGAAGAUGGAGAGAGAGAGAGAGAACAUUCUGAGAGAGCAGGAAAGGGUUCUGGAGCACAAGCUAAAGGUCCAAGAAGAACUGCUUAUGGAGGGAUUUAAAGAGAAAUCUGAGAAGUUAAAUAAAGAGAUAAAUCGACUAAAAGAAGAGAUUGAAACAUCUAAAAAGAAAACACCAUCGAUAUUGUCACAGAUCCUCGAUACAGCCGGCACUGUUUUCCUUGCAGUGCUCCCUGGGGCUGCACACCAGUCAGUGUAGGGACGGAAGUAAUCAGUGAUAUUAUUGAACAGCCUGGGGACCUCUGAUAGGAAAUUAUACAAUGGGGCAUCUUUUUUUUUUUUAAUAGCAUCAUACUAUGGCUCCUUUUUAAACUGUUUGUGUGUAUUGGUUUUAUUCAAGAUAAGUUUAAAACUGAAAAGCUGUAUCAAAGAAUAUGAGAGAAACAAUUCUUAUUGAAUUAAAGAAAUGAGAACCAACUAAAAAAAUCUGAAAUGAUUUCUAGAAAAGACUCAAGUCAAGCAAGUAGAUAUCAAUGUGAAGAAAACAGUUUCAAUUCAUGUUUUAGUCAUAAAGAUUAUUUAAGCCAUAAUGAGCUCUCAUGGGAAUUGACCAACAACAACAUUAAGCAGAAAGAAACACAAGAAAAAAUUGAACUUUACUAA
Molecule: messenger RNA, 2389 nt
Organism: Sciurus carolinensis (gray squirrel)
Lineage: Eukaryota; Metazoa; Chordata; Mammalia; Rodentia; Sciuridae
Product: guanylate-binding protein 4-like
Exons: 11
Coding region: 135-1985 (616 amino acids)
Biological process (GO): defense response to Gram-positive bacterium; defense response to protozoan
Molecular function (GO): GTP binding; GTPase activity
Source: RefSeq, a predicted model, not a curated record